UGUCGAAUCUGUGGACUAAUUCAGAAAAGCAUCGAGACGAUUAUCGAUUAUCCAUUUGCUAAGGUCUGUAAUUCUCUGCAUUAAUCAUUUCUGUCCACUUUUGAGAAUUACAAUGUUAUUUUGUUUCUUUCAUUGUUUCCUAAUCUCAUGCUGUUUUGAAUGUUCAUCAAGGAACCAAAGAGACAGAGAACCUAUGCUGGGCAGAGAGUAAGGGGUUCAGGGAAUGCUGAUGAAAACCUUACUGAUGAGGCCAUCCACUCAUAUCAGGAGCUUCCUGUGAUUGAAAUUUGUGUUCAUCCAAGGCACAGAGCACUCAUGAAACCCCACCAAGUUGAGGGCUUCAAUUUUCUUGCCAGAAAUUUGGUGACAGAGAAUCCGGGGGGUUGUAUAAUGGCCCAUGCUCCUGGUUCGGGCAAGACGUUUAUGAUCAUAAGUUUUCUGCAGAGUUUCAUGGCCAGAUACCCUGAAGCAAGGCCUUUGGUGGUGCUGCCAAGAGGGAUACUGCAAACCUGGAAGAAAGAAUUCCAGAAUUGGCAGAUUGAGGAGGAUCUUCCUCUGUAUGAUUUUUACUCUGUCAGAGCAGAUAACAGAUCACAACAGAUGAGUGUUUUAAGGCAAUGGGCAGAGAAGAGGAGCAUUAUGUUCCUGGGAUACAAGCAGUUCUCAUCGAUCAUAUGCGAUAUCUGCAGAAACAAGGCUUCAGCUGCUUGUCAAGAGAUUCUGCUGAAAUGCCCAUCAGUUCUGGUUCUGGAUGAGGGCCAUACUUCCAGGAACCAAGAUACAGACAUCAUGAUUGCACUCGAAAAGGUCCAGACGCCUCGAAAGGUCGUGCUUUCUGGAACCUUGUACCAAAAUCAUGUCAACGAGGUGUUCAACAUCCUCAACCUCGUUCGCCCGCAGUUCCUGAAGCUCGAGAGCUCAAGAACCAUCAUGAGAAGAAUACUGAGCACAGCUUCAAUAAGAAGGAGCAAUAAUAAGCAGCAAAAUUCAGACAGCUUUUUCUUCGAUAUCGUGGAGAAGACGCUCUUAAACGACACUGAUCUCAAGAGGAAAUGUUCCCUCAUAUGUGAUCUGAGGGAAAUGACCAAAAAUGUUCUUCAUUACUACAAAGGGGACUCCCUGGAUGAUCUUCCUGGGCUGAUGGAUUUCACAGUCUUUCUUAAACUUCAUCCCAAACAGAAAAGGUCAAUUGAUAAACUGAAAAUGGAGGGUUCAAAGUUCAAGAUAAGCUCUGAAGGAAGUGCCAUUUGUGUCCACCAUGGCUUAAAAGAUCUCUGCAGAUUCUCUGAAGCUAAGGAAAGAGUUGAUGAGCAAAGGAUUGAUACCACCCUGGCUGGUUUCGACAUAAGAGAAGGAGUAAAGGCCAAAUUUUUCCUAAACCUUCUGAAUCUCUGUGAAGCCAUGGGUGAAAAACUAUUAGUGUUUAGCCAGUACUUACUUCCCAUGAAGUUCCUGGAAAGGCUAACCAUCAACACCAAGGGCUAUAGAACUGGCAACGAAAUCUUCUCGAUCACCGGGGACUCAGACUCAGCAACACGAGAGUCUUCUAUGGAGCAAUUCAACACUUCCCCGCAAGCUCGAGUCUUCUUUGGCUCAAUCAAAGCUUGCGGGGAAGGCAUAUCGCUCGUUGGUGCUUCUCGGGUCAUCAUAUUGGAUGUUCACCUGAACCCAUCGAUCACUCGCCAGGCUAUCGGGCGAGCAUUCAGGCCCAGGCAGGCGAAGAUAGUGUAUGCUUACAGAUUGGUGGGUUCUGGAUCCCCUGAGGAGGAAGACCACUCCACAUGCUUUAAGAAGGAAUCAAUCUCAAAGAUGUGGUUUGAGUGGAAUGAGUAUAAUGGGGAUCCAGAUUUCAAUAUGCAGCCUGUGGAUCCACAGAAUUGUGGAGAUAUGGUUCUUGAGGCACAACGCUUAAAUGAAGACAUUGUUGCUCUCUACAGAAGAUAA
Molecule: messenger RNA, 1944 nt
Organism: Ipomoea nil (Japanese morning glory)
Lineage: Eukaryota; Viridiplantae; Streptophyta; Magnoliopsida; Solanales; Convolvulaceae
Product: protein CHROMATIN REMODELING 35-like
Exons: 1
Coding region: 160-1944 (594 amino acids)
Biological process (GO): gene silencing by siRNA-directed DNA methylation
Molecular function (GO): ATP-dependent chromatin remodeler activity; ATP binding
Source: RefSeq, a predicted model, not a curated record